AUGGCGACCGGUAUUGUUACGCUGCGACAGUUGACGGGUCAACCGUCCGAGCCGAGUGCGCUCAAAGACUCGGCACUGAUUCUAAUCGACAUUCAGAACACGUACUUGGAAGGAGUGAUGGCACUGGAAGGAGCCAAAGAGGCGGUGCAGGAAGCCAAGCGUCUUUUGGAUGAAGCCAGAGCGGCCAAAAGGCCUGUGAUUCACAUUGUGCAUGAUGCCGGACCCGGAACUCCCUACGACGUCACGGCGACCAUUGGUAAAAUUGUGGAUGCCGUGGCUCCGGUCGACGAUGAGCCAACCAUCACCAAGAAAUUCAUCAGCUCAUUCACCCAAACAGAUCUUCACGAAAAACUCCAAGCUUUGAACUGCAACGAACUUAUCGUUGCCGGAUUCAUGACACACAUGUGCGUGAAUUCUACCACCAGAUCGGCCUUCGAAUUAGGGUAUCGAUGCACUGUUGUUGGCAAUGCGACCGCCACCAGAGCACUCCCAGGUGGCAAGGAUGGACGUGUGGUGGACGCCAAGGCGCUCCAGGAAUCGAGCCUAAGUGAACUUGGAGACAUGUUUGCAGUGGUGGUGAACACCGUAGAUGAUCUCAAGCAGGACUAG
Seminavis robusta is the source of this 609-nucleotide messenger RNA. The record is from the annotation of a GenBank genome assembly. NCBI's taxonomy places the organism in Eukaryota, Bacillariophyta, Bacillariophyceae, Naviculales, Naviculaceae.